AAGAUAGAGAGAGAAUCUGGUGGGCUUUGAGCUGUGAUUUAGCUGUCCCUUGGAAUGAAUUAUUUCAUCUCCACUCUCACCUUCUCUCUCUUCACACACUCAUAUACACCUUCUCACACAGUUCCAAAAUCCCUAGAAAAUCAUCUUCCUCAUCUUCUCUCUCUACCUCUCUCACAUUAAACAACCACAUUUUCCAUUUCCAUUUCUCUUAGAUCUCACAAACUCAUAAUCUUACCAUAUCCUUACUUCAAAUUUUAUUUGUGCUAGUUAACCACAAAGAACACACAUUUAGAAUCAUCUAAACAUUCACUAGUGAAAAACAACAUUCAUUAUUUUUUUUCAGAUGCCUCAUGUGAGAUGAGGAAGAAACAGCAUUAUUCAUCUCCAUCUUAUGUUAUUGUUCUUUUUUCAUUCUUCCUAAGUUUAACAACAACACUAUCCUCAUCCAUUGUCUCAGAUGGGUCCCACCUUACAGAAGCAGAAACACAAUACAUAAAACAUAGACAACUCCUAUACUACAGAGAUGAAUUCAACGACAGAGGUGAAAAUGUUACGGUGGAUCCAACCCUAGUUUUCUCCAACAACCGCAUCAAAAACGCUUACGUGGCAUUACAAGCUUUUAAACAAGCUAUUCUUUCUGAUCCACGUAACUGCACCGUUGAUUGGGUAGGUUCCGAUGUUUGCAGCUACACCAAUGUUUUCUGUGCACCCGCACUUGAUAAUCCUAAGAUCAAUACCGUCGCUGGUAUCGAUCUUAAUCACUGUGAUAUAGCCGGAUACUUACCGGAAGAGCUCGGUCUUUUGACCGAUCUCGCUUUAUUUCAUGUUAAUACUAAUCGAUUUUGUGGAACUGUUCCACAUAAAUUCGAGAAGUUGAAAAUCUUGUUUGAAUUGGAUCUGAGUAACAAUCGUUUCGCCGGAAAGUUUCCGGAGGUUGUUCUCCGGUUACCGGAGUUAAAAUUUCUAGAUCUGAGGUUCAAUGAAUUUGAAGGAACUGUACCUAAGGAGCUCUUUGAUAAAGAUUUGGAUGCUAUUUUCAUCAAUCAUAACCGUUUUGUGUUUAAUUUACCGGAGAAUUUUGGUAAUUCUCCGGUGUCAGUGAUUGUACUGGCGAACAACCGUUUCCACGGUUGUUUGCCAGCUGGGAUUGGCAAUAUGACGAGAUUAAAUGAGAUUAUUGCGAUGAAUAACGGUUUUCAAGCGUGUUUGCCUGAGGAAGUAGGGUUGUUGAAGAAUUUGACUGUGUUUGAUGUUAGUUUCAACAAGUUUUUGGGGCCGUUGCCAGAGAAGUAUGGAAAUGCUGUGGGUUUGGAAGUGUUGAAUGUGGCUCAUAAUUAUCUUUCCGGUCAAAUUCCGGCGAGUAUUUGUGCGUUGCCGAAUUUGGUGAAUUUUACUUACAGUUAUAACUUCUUUACCGGUGAACCACCGCAGUGUUUGGUGUUGCCGGCGGCGGAUGAUAGACAGAAUUGUUUACCGGCGAGACCAAGACAACGGCCGGCGAAGACGUGUAAGGCGUUUGCGUCUCACCAUGUUAAUUGUAAUGCUUUUAGAUGUAAAGCAUUUGUUCCUUCUUUGCCGUCACCGCCGCCGUCGCCGGUGUUUCCACCUCCAGUUGUUACUCCACCGACACCGGUAUUUAAUCCACCACCAUCACCAGUAUUGUCUCCACCACCGCCCUCACCACCACCACCAGUGUUUUCUCCACCACCGCCAGUGUAUUCUCCACCUCCACCACCACCGCCGGUAUAUUCACCACCACCCCCACCUCCUUCACCACCACCACCUUCACCUCCACCACCACCUCCACCAGUUUACUCCCCACCACCCCCUCCGCCAUCACCUCCACCACCUUCUCCCCCACCACCACCCCCACCGGUGUAUUCACCACCACCACCUCCACCAGUGUACUCCCCACCACCACCUCCACCAGUGUACUCCCCACCACCACCUCCACCAUCACCCCCACCACCUUCACCACCUCCUCCAGUUUACUUACCACCACCUCCUCCACCUCCACCACCACCUCCAUCGCCUACACCACCAUAUUGUGUUAGGUCUCCACCACCUCCACCACCAAAUUCACCACCACCACCGCCUCCACCUGCUCCUGUAUUCUCACCACCUCCACCAGUUCCUUACUACUAUAGCUCACCACCUCCACCACCAGCUCACUCACCUCCACCACCACCUCAUUCGCCACCACCACCACCUCACUCACCUCCUCCACCCGUAUAUCCAUAUUUAUCACCCCCACCACCUCCUCCAGUACACUCACCUCCACCACCAGUCUAUUCACCACCACCGCCAUCUCCACCACCUUGUGUAGAACCUCCACCACCUCCACCGCCACCUUGUGUAGAACCUCCACCACCAUCAUCGCCAGCGCCACAUCAAACACCUUAUCACCCACCACCAUCCCCAUCACCACCACCAUCACCAGUAUAUGCCUAUCCCUCACCGCCACCACCGGUAUACACCUCACCCCCACCAUCACCAGUAUAUGCAUAUCCCUCACCUCCACCACCGGUAUAUUCAUCGCCGCCACCACCACCUGUAUAUGAAGGGCCUAUACCACCUGUCUUUGGAAUCUCAUAUGCAUCACCACCACCACCACCCUUUUAUUGAUUCUUUUGAGAACUUCUCCUCUUACCCUUUUACCUACUCCACCACCAACCUUUAACACAUUUUUAUCAUCAAUCAAAUUCAGUCAUAUAUGCAUGCAUACUCGCGACUCUCGUCGCGCAAUGUUAGAGGAAAAAUCAAAUCAAAUUACAAUAAACCAAGAGAGAACCUAGAAGGGUUUUGUGUCAAGGAAGCAGCAUAAUUAGUCCUUGUUUGUGGGUCAAUAGAUAAAGGAAGUGAAAAAAAAAUGUGGUUAUGGUGGAUUGAGUUAUAGGUAAGAGGAGAAUGUCUCUGUCUCAUAUUGAUUUGAAUUGUUAUGGAUAUUCAAGUUGUGUAAUAAAAAUGGCCGAGAAAGAAGAUUAGGUUGCAGAGAAAAAACUUGUAUCUAUGGGAAUGAAUGAAUGAAUUUGGAGGAGACCAUGACACCAUAAUUCAGGGCCUGCAAAGAUCAGUGUGAGUGGCACUUUCUUCUGCUGCUGCUACUGCUGUUCUUGUUUAUGGAGUUUAUUGUUAUAGUCUCUCUUAUAUCAUACUUUUUAUUUUAUUUUUUACUUUUUUUAAUUUAUUUUUGUUUCUUUGGCAUUGCAAUUUAUAGUAUAAGUUUAUGAACAUUUUACAUGUAUUGAUUUUUCUGAAUUGAGGUAAUUCCUUUCUCUUAUCAUUGUCUCA
This is a messenger RNA of Medicago truncatula (barrel medic), 3291 nucleotides long. RefSeq names its product leucine-rich repeat extensin-like protein 4. Gene Ontology annotation, molecular function: protein binding. NCBI's taxonomy places the organism in Eukaryota, Viridiplantae, Streptophyta, Magnoliopsida, Fabales, Fabaceae. The record is from RefSeq and is a predicted model, not a curated record. The transcript has a single exon. The coding region runs from base 358 to 2625 and encodes 755 amino acids.